UAGGGCUUUCAAGUUAGCACUUUUCCUCGAUCAUCAUCAUCAUCAGUGAAAUGGAUAUGUAAUAAAAAUCAUACAAAUGGAAAAAGCAGUGGCGCCAUGGAAACAGUUGCUCCUCACAGCACUUGAAUCCAAUUCCUCUACUACUAAGAAUUCCGCCGCCUUCAUUCAGCUUGCAACGCUCGGACCUGAUGGCAGACCUGCAAAUCGCACUGUCGUCUUUAGAGGAUUUCAAGAAAUGACCGAAAAGAUCCAGAUCAAUACUGAUUGCAGAAGUCGCAAGAUUGACGAUCUUAAGCACUGUCCAUAUGCUGAGAUUUGCUGGUACUUUACUGAAUCUUGGGAGCAAUUUAGGAUUAAUGGAAGAGUUGAUGUUAUUGAUGGGUCUUGUUCAGACUUGAUGAAGCUUCAGCAAAGGGAGAAAGCCUGGUUUGCUAGUUCUUUGAGGUCGAGACUACAGUAUUUAGGGCCUCAUCCAGGUCUACCAUCAUUAACUGAACAAGAUCCUCCACCUUCCAUAAUAGAUGCAGGAGGAGGGCCUGUUGAUUCAUUCUGUCAGCUAGUUCUUGAACCUGAUAAGGUUGAUUAUCUGAAUUUGAAGAUUGGUAAAAGGGUACAUUUCACAUCUGAAGUGACCAUCAAUGGAGAUAAGCAUUGGACUUCAGACAACAUUAAUCCAUGAUCUUCUAUUAUUAUCAUUCACUUUCUAGAUUCUCACUUGACCUUUUCUCUGUAUCUCAACUUGACAGACUGUAAAGAAAUGACAAAUUAAAUUUAUUACAUUAGUAAACAUUUUUAAACUCCUAAAUCUGAGACCGAACUAUCUAAGUUGAUCAGUGUUGGAGGUCUUAUCUUCUUUGAGCAGAACUUUAAGUCUUUCAUGGUCAAUUCUUAUUAAAAAUAAUUCAACUUUCAAUUUUAAUCUCA
Molecule: messenger RNA, 924 nt
Organism: Impatiens glandulifera
Lineage: Eukaryota; Viridiplantae; Streptophyta; Magnoliopsida; Ericales; Balsaminaceae
Product: pyridoxine/pyridoxamine 5'-phosphate oxidase 2
Exons: 7
Coding region: 77-679 (200 amino acids)
Biological process (GO): pyridoxine biosynthetic process
Molecular function (GO): pyridoxamine phosphate oxidase activity; FMN binding
Source: RefSeq, a predicted model, not a curated record